This is a messenger RNA of Papaver somniferum (opium poppy), 1158 nucleotides long. RefSeq lists its product as uncharacterized. The coding region runs from base 27 to 980 and encodes 317 amino acids. The transcript has a single exon. NCBI's taxonomy places the organism in Eukaryota, Viridiplantae, Streptophyta, Magnoliopsida, Ranunculales, Papaveraceae. The record is from RefSeq and is a predicted model, not a curated record.
GGGAAGGUUUAAGUCCUUUGCAGAAAAUGAUUGCAGUUGUACGGAUGCUUGCCUAUGGUUUGCCAGCUGAUAUUCUUGAUGAAUAUAUACAGAUUGGUGAAAGUACUGCAGUUGAAUGUCUCAAGCGUUUUUGCGAUGCCAUAAUCGGAAUAUAUGAGAAAGAGUAUCUAAGAAAACCAAAUGAAAAUGACAUAGCUAGGUUGCUUAAGGAAGCAGAGACUCGUGGUUUUCCAGGCAUGAUUGGGAGUCUUGACUGUAUGCAUUGGCACUGGGAAAACUUCCCAACGGCUUGGCAUGGUACACACACUAAUGGUUUCAAAAGGGUCCCUACCCUCAUUUUAGAAGCUGUAGCAUCUCAAAACUUAUGGAUUUGGCACGCUUUCUUCGGCAUGGCAGGUACGAACAACGACAUCAACGUUUUGGAUAGAUCUCCUCUGUUUGAUGACAUUAUUAAUGGAGUUGCUCCACCUUGUGAAUUUGCAAUACAAGGUAAAAAGUAUAAUAUGGGGUAUUACAUGUCGGACGGAAUUUAUCCCAAAUAUGCCACACUAAUUCAAACUAUCUCUAACCCAAGUAAUGAUAGAGAGGAAUUAUUUUCUAAGCGACAAGAAGCUGUGAGGAAAGAUGUGGAACGAGCUUUUGGAGUUUUACAGAGUAGGUGGAGAAUUGUAAAGGGCCCAGCGCGUAAUUGGAAGGCAAAAGACCUUGGUAAAAUAAUGAAGACGUGUAUUAUCUUGCACAAUAUGAUUAUCGAGAAUGAAGAACCUCGAGGAAUUGAUCCGUCACGAUGGGAGCCUCAUGUAGAAGAAAGAGUUAGGCUUGUUAAUUUAGAGCAUGAUCAUCGCUUUCUUGUUUGCAGGAUGAUGUAUAGAAUGAAACAAGUUCGAAGUACCGAAGCACAUGACACACUGAAAACUGAUCUUAUCAACCACUUGUGGGAUACACAUACGAACCAAAGCAACGUCUCUACUAGAAAUUAAUGAUAUCCACUUCUGGAAUUGGCUGUGUUACUAAUUGGACUGCAGAAAUCCUUGCAAUUCUUUUUCUGUUUGUGUUGGGUUGGUCAGACAAGAUUUAGUGACAUCUGAUUCAAGUGCUGCAAUUUCUGCGACAAAAUUUAGUGACAUCUGAUUCAAGUGCUGCAAUUUCCGCUUUCAA